AUGCCCUUGCCACAAGCAUGUACCGACCGAACAGCUUCUUCUAGAACCUUUACGGAUCUUCCCCACCUUCGCUAUUUGUUUCUCUCCUUCAACCGCCUGAGUGAAAUUCCUGCCGGAGCAAUAGAGUUCCAUGGACACGGGAUCCUUUCCCUUGACCAUAACAACAUUAGUAAAAUUGCGGUUGGUGCCAUUACAGGUCUUGGCGACGGCGACGUUUAUCUUAACGAGAAUUCGCUGACGGUUCUUGACGAGGACGUUUUCGGGGCUUUCCUGUCAGCAGGAGCCACGCUCGAAAUUGACGAUAACCCUCUCGGAUGCGGCUGCGAGAUCGCGUGGCUCGUCACCAACUCCGCCUACAUGAGCCUCAUCUCCCCUGGCGCCUCUUGCUACGACGGAGAGUUGCUGGCGAACCUUGACCCAACCAUCUACGAGGACUUCUGCUGA
Molecule: messenger RNA, 444 nt
Organism: Penaeus vannamei (Pacific white shrimp)
Lineage: Eukaryota; Metazoa; Arthropoda; Malacostraca; Decapoda; Penaeidae
Source: RefSeq, a predicted model, not a curated record